GGGAAUUAACGAGAGCGUCAUCCAAUGUGAGCGCAGGGUGCGCGUGGCGCUGGCAAAACCUCGUGAUAACGCAGGCACAGUGAUGCGAAAGUGGCGGCGUGAGACGAGCCCGGAGGAAAUGACUGGACCCAAAACAAAGCACGAGCGAGGGAUAAAAUAUUAGAAAUUAACACGUGUGAAUAAUGAUGUUUUAACAGCUGUGCGCGUGAGGAAAACAUGACCGGUUUGUCCAUUACGCAGUCCAUCAGCUGGCGCGGCUGAAAAUCUCUCCUCUCCUCUGGAUUGUGGAUUGUGACAAGUGCCAGGACAGCAAGCAAAACAGGACCAGGACUACAACACGUAGCGGGGAUUGUCACUCCGCCGCCUGCGAACGGGAGGUUUCUCUCCACUUUUCGUCUGACAGCACACCCUCCCGGAGCCAAGACGUUGUUCCGCGUAGACCCGGGUUGCCCCAGUCCGAGCAGCGCAGUCCGUAGGUCGGCACUCGGCGCCCUGCAGGCCGGAGACAUGAUGGUCCACUGUGCCGGGUGCGAGCGGCCCAUCCUGGACCGGUUCCUCCUCAACGUGCUGGACAGAGCCUGGCACGCCAAGUGCGUCCAGUGCUGCGAGUGCAACUGCAACCUCACCGAGAAGUGCUUCUCCAGGGACGGGAAGCUCUAUUGCAAAAUGGACUUUUUCAGGCGCUUUGGCACUAAAUGCGCGGGCUGUCUGCAGGGAAUCUCGCCAAGCGACCUGGUGCGCAAAGCCCGCAGCAAGGUGUUCCAUCUCAACUGCUUCACCUGCAUGGUGUGCAACAAGCAGCUGUCCACGGGAGAGGAGCUCUAUGUCAUAGACGAGAACAAGUUCGUGUGCAAAGAAGAUUACUCGAGCUCCGGGGCCAUUAAUGAAGUCAACUUAAAUUCAGUGUCAUCGUGUACAGACAGGAGUUUAUCGCCGGAUCUGCAGGACCCAAUACAGGACGACAUAAAGGAGACGGACAAUUCCACGUCCUCAGAUAAGGAAACGAACAAUAUUGAGAACGAGGAGCAGAACUCUGGGACCAAACGGCGGGGGCCCCGGACCACCAUCAAGGCCAAGCAGCUGGAGACGUUAAAGGCCGCGUUCGUCGCCACGCCGAAACCGACCCGGCACAUCCGGGAACAGCUGGCCCAGGAAACGGGACUAAACAUGCGAGUCAUCCAGGUUUGGUUCCAGAACAGAAGAUCCAAAGAGCGACGAAUGAAGCAGCUGAGUGCUCUGGGGGCCCGGCGGCACGCCUUCUUCAGGGGCCCGAGGAGGAUGAGGCCCCUGGGAGGCAGGCUGGAGGAUCCUGACAUUUUAGGACCUGGGGCCUACGGCUACUACGGAGAAUACCAAGGCGACUAUUAUGGACCAGGGAGUAACUACGACUUCUUCCCUCACGGCCCCCCAUCCUCGCAGGCUCAGUCUCCAGCCGAGUCUCUCUACGUCCUGGGCUCUGGACCCGGAGCCAUGGAGGGAUCAGGGCACCACCCUUCAGACGACCAAAGGUUCACGGACAUGAUCUCCCACGCGGAAACCCCCAGUCCGGAGCCGGGCUUACCGAGCUCCCUGCAGCCUGUCCCGGGGGACGCUUACGGGGGCGGACCCAGUCCUCCUUUCUCCUUGGCUAGUAACUCCAGCUACAGCGCUCCGAUGUCCCACCAAGGACAGGAGAUGGGUGAAACCACAGCCUGGUAAAGGACAAACCACAGGGACCAUUCCUAGGCUGAAUGUCAGCCUAGUUAAUUCAGGAGAUGAAUACAAUAAAACACACAUUGUGGAGUGAAAAAUACAGCUGACAUUUUUAUGGAGGACUUUUUAAAAUCAUGGACUGAUUUUCACAAUAAUUGACGAACUGAAAGAAAUGGAAUCAAGAACAGGACAGGCUGCUGGAAAAAGUAAUAUUUGCUGCCCAGUAGACACUCCAAAGCAUAUCCCUUCCUGGAUUACUGGACUUGAAUUAUUAAAAAAAAAUAAAUAAAUUGGGAUUCCACCCAGCAAAAAUGCUUCUCACCUUCCCCUUGAUAUUAACGAAGGUAUCUUCUAAAGCUCUACGAGCACAUUAGAGAGAAAUGCCAACGGGGACAUCUUUGGUUCUCUUCAUUUCUCACCACAUUUGUUUGUUUUUGUUAAAACGUUGCUUUAAAGCAUUACUUUUUUCAUUCUGUUCAUUGUUAAGUUGCCGCUCUCCCCUCAAACUUAAAAAGACAAAGGAACAGGUUUUAAUACACGCUUUAAUGUUCAUAUACAAAUACGUAGGUGGCAAUCGAGACACGAUUAGUCAAAACCGUCGCUUUAAAAACAUUCUUCUCUGUAAGACAUGUCAAAUCAAAGGCUGCUUCUUCAUAGAAACUGUACACACACACACACACACACACACACACACACACACACACACAUGCACACACAAUGCUUACAUUGACUUUUUAAGCACACAUCUCAGCUUUGAGUCCCUUAAUGCACAAAAAGCAUUCUUGACCAUAGCCCAAAAGAAGGAUGUCUAUACUAUUAUUCAAAACACGGACACAAUUAUGCAGACACUUGUACUCACUCAAGCGUGCGUGCGCACACACACACACACACACACACACACACACACACACACACACACACACACACACACACACACACACACACACAGCCGGCCCUGAUAGUUCUGCUCAGCAGACUGCUUCACCUGACCUUCCUUUUGUUACUGUCCCUUUAAAAAAAAAACAUGUUUUAAUGGAAAUGAUUUUCAAAAGAACAUUGAACCCAUAAUGGAGAAUCUACUUCAACAGCUGAGGUCUCCUUCCUCUAAAGAGAGAAAACAAAAGAGGGGGCAGACAACAUCUGUGACAUUGCCUCUGUCGGCUCUGAAGCGCUCAUUGCCAUCUAGUGGCCUUAAGACACACUGAAUUAAAAAUCAGCUCAAAGCAGCAGCAGCAGCAGCAGCGUCCGGCUGUGUGUUUGGGAACAUCUUUGUGCCGAAGACAACAAAUUCAUGUUGGUUUAUUUUCUCUAAAUAAUGACAAUAAAUAAUUCUGCAGCUUCAAGUUUCAUCAGGGCCUCAAUUUGAAAAGUCAGCCUUUGUGGAACUACAUUAAAAGAAACACAAAUAUGUUUACCUCUCGUUAUAAUAAAGCAUCUGAAAGGACACCUACCAGGUUAGCUGAUGUUAUUUGAAACAACACCUCCCAUAACGCUGUCAAAUCCAUCUUGUCUUUCAGCUCUUGUUUCGUCACACGUAACAACGUCUUAAGCUAAACUCAUCCAACACUUGUAAUGCUGUUUGUCCACAAAAGUUCUCUCUACUUGAAAUAUUGUUUUGAGAUUAUUUGCGUUUCCUUUUGGACAUUGUAUAAGAUCUAGAGAGAGUGUGUCUUAUUUCUGAUGUAUUGAGAUAUUCUUGGAUACAAAAGCGUGUGUGUGUGUGUGUGUGUGUGUGUGUGUGUGUGUGUGUGUGUGUGCUUGAGCGCUUGGGGAUGUGCAUAUGCGUGCUCAUGUGCGUGCGUGUGUGUGCAUUUAAAUGGGCAAGGCUGUAUUAUUUCUAUGUAAAUAGCACUGGUAAUAAAACCUUCUCUUACAA
Molecule: messenger RNA, 3568 nt
Organism: Perca fluviatilis (European perch)
Lineage: Eukaryota; Metazoa; Chordata; Actinopteri; Perciformes; Percidae
Gene: lhx5
Product: LIM homeobox 5
Exons: 5
Coding region: 508-1698 (396 amino acids)
Biological process (GO): neuron differentiation; regulation of transcription by RNA polymerase II
Cellular component (GO): nucleus
Molecular function (GO): RNA polymerase II transcription regulatory region sequence-specific DNA binding; DNA-binding transcription factor activity, RNA polymerase II-specific
Source: RefSeq, a predicted model, not a curated record